AUGCGGCUCCUAAACACUAGUUCACUUCGCCUAGAAGAGUUCAUAGGCCAGGACAGGCCCGAAUAUGCAAUUCUCUCCCAUACUUGGGGUGAUGGGGAAGUUCUGUUCCAAGAUAUUCAAAAUCAACAGGAUUCGGCAUGGGAACAGAAACGAGGAUUCAAAAAGGUCAGAGAAAGCUGUCGCCGGGCCAAACUGGAUGGAUAUAAAUACAUCUGGAUCGACACGUGCUGUAUAGAUAAGAGCAGCAGUGCUGAGCUCUCCGAAUCCAUAAACUCUAUGUUUGCAUGGUAUGAAUCUGCGUACGUUUGUUACGCAUUUCUAGAAGACAUUCACGACCUAGCCGGCCUUCCCCAAAGCCGCUGGUUUACUCGUGGGUGGACGCUACAAGAACUAAUUGCGCCGAACGACGUUCGUUUCUAUAAUAAAAGAUGGGAGCUACUAGGUGACCGCUAUACACUUUCCUCUCAAAUAGCAAAACGAACUGGAAUCGACGUAAAUAUGCUGACAUUGAAUCACGCCGUUGACAAUAGGCCCUGGAAGGAACACAAACUAGGUUAUUACGAACGAGUUUAUGACGGACGUUAUGAUUUAGGUAAUUGCACAAGUUGCGGCGCUUGGAACCAAUCUAUCGGUAGUGUAGUCGCAAAUUACUGUGUAGCACAGAAGAUGAGUUGGGUUUCCUCAAGACAAACGACUCGAGCAGAAGAUAUGGCAUACUGUCUACUCGGUAUCUUCAAUGUUAAUAUGACCCUGAUAUAUGGAGAGGGCUUCAGAGCAGCUUUUCGUCGACUACAGGAGGAAAUCCUCAAGCGGUCGGAUGAUCAUACAAUAUUAGCUUGGUGCACCCAAUCUAAUUUGGAUGUAGACGAUGGCGUCCUAGCGACCGCUCCGUCGCAAUUCCGACUAGGCGACUACCAUAUUCGAUCAAUGUGGCCACCCUAUCGACCGCCAAAUCGCACACUGCAAGUGGGACCAGAUGGUUUGUCUCUGACAGCAAUUUUAUUCCCUGUCCCUAAAGAAUUAAGACGGGGCCCGAAAAAUUCGGCGCUCGCAGUUCUGGACUGCGUCAUGGGAAACGACUUAACUUCCAGGCCUGCCCUCCUCUUGGAGAAAUUACCUGGCGGUGAAAACAUGUUUUACCGAAGUACCUCGGACACCAUUUACACUGUCGAGCCCUCUGGCCAGGUGGGGGCUAUUGCUCCUGCUGCUGGCUCGAAAUAUAUAUAUAUUGACAGUUUCAACAUUGAAGAUCCUUCGAUAGAGAAAAUCAACAUUGUGCCUCGGUACCUUUCUAGAAGAACCAUGGCUAUCUCUUCAUGGCCUAUGAUGUCAAGGAUCUCACAGUUCUAUCAAAGCAACAUGGAUGGCUACCAAUACAGAAUCGUAGACUCCGCACCGCGAUGGAUUGACAGUCGUUAUCGAACUUUACCAGGCGGCUUCUUCUCAUAUGUUGUAGCUUUCGAAAACAAAUCUUCGGCCUUCUUCUUAAUAUGGGACAAUUCGGAGAAACACCAAUGUGCUAUAGUACCUCUAGUUGACAUGCUCCUCUAUAUCAAGGAUAAAAUAGAGGAGGAUGGGCUUGAAUGUACGGUAGUGGAUAUUAUGACGACCCUAAAAACGAAUCCACAAGGCCAACUAGAAGACGCCACGAACUUUUUGACUCUAAUCCCUAACCGCCCAUUGAUGAUAUAUGGACCCGAUUCGCAUCGAUUUGAAGUCUCAGCCAACAUUGGACUUACUUCUUUUCUGGGUUCCAACGUUGUUGAAGUCAAAGUGAACAUAGAAGGACUCGGGGAAGAAAAUUGA
Daldinia vernicosa is the source of this 1806-nucleotide messenger RNA. RefSeq names its product HET-domain-containing protein. NCBI's taxonomy places the organism in Eukaryota, Fungi, Ascomycota, Sordariomycetes, Xylariales, Hypoxylaceae. The transcript has 4 exons. The record is from RefSeq and is a predicted model, not a curated record. Bases 1 to 1806 code for a protein of 601 amino acids.